UUGUAUACAGCACAUUAUUAGUUUUAACAACUAUAUAUAUAUUUAUAUAUAGAGAGAGAAAGGUGGGGGAAGAAUAUGGGAGAUGGAAUAAGAAUGGAAAAAUAUGAAGAUGAUGAGUAUGAUGAUGUGGUCAUUUCAAUGGAAGGAAAAGAGAUGAAGAAGAAUAAUGUGAAGAAGGUGAUAGCAGAUGAUGAUGAUGAUGAUGAAGGGCCUUAUUUGGUAUGGGAAGACAUAACAGUGGUGUUGAAGAGUAACACCAAAGGAAGAAAAGUACUAAACCAGCUCUGUGGUUAUGCCAAACCCAAUAGGAUUAUGGCUCUCAUGGGUCCUUCUGGUUCUGGCAAAUCCACCCUACUUGAUGCUUUUUCUGGAAGACUAUCUUCAAACGUUGGAAUGAUAGGCAGUGUUCAUGUUAAAGGAAAGAAAGAGAAUAGUCGAAAUUUUGGAGGCAUUUCAUAUUUAACCCAAGAGGAUGUCUUCUUGGGAACUCUCACAGUAAGAGAAACUAUAACAUACUCAGCUCAUUUGAGGGUUUCAAACAAAAUGAGCAAAGAAGAGAUAGAGAAGUUGGUGGAGAAAACAAUAGAAGAAAUGGGUCUGCAACACUGUGCUGAGGGCAAGAUUGGAAACUGGCAUUUUAGAGGCAUAAGUGGUGGAGAGAAGAAGAGGCUGAGCAUAGGUUUGGAGAUCUUAACACAACCCCAAAUUAUGCUUCUUGAUGAGCCAACCACAGGGCUCGACAGUGCUUCUGCUUUCUUUGUCGUUUGUACACUUAAUAACAUAGCUCAUCACGGUAGGAUUGUCGUUUGCUCCAUUCACCAGCCAAGUGGCUAUCUCUUUGAUCUCUUUGAUGAUCUGUAUCUCCUCUCUGGUGGAGAUGCUGUUUAUUUUGGAGAUGCCAAAUUGGCUGCCAAGUUCUUUGCAGAUGCCGGGUUCCCAUGUCCUACAAGAGCAAAUCCUACAGAUCACUUCCUUCGAUGUGUUAAUUCAGACUUUGACAAUAUAUCUACACAACAAUCGAGGUUUACCAUGUCAGGUUCACUGGCCAAAAUGACCACACAAGAAAUAAAAGAAAUUCUCAUCCACAAGUAUAAUAAUUCAGAAUACGCAACACUAACAAGGGACAGAAUCCAACAAAUUAAUUCAACUGAAGAAGUGAUUGUGUUAACAAACAAGAGCAAAGCAAGUUGGUGGAAACAAUUGUAUACUUUAACAGAUCGUUCAUUUGUAAACAUGAGAAGAGAUGUGGGAUACUAUUGGCUAAGGAUGGUAUUCUACUUGGGUGUGUCUGUAUGUACUGGAAUUAUCAACUACAAAAUCAACACUUCCUAUUUGGACAUCAUUGCCAGAGCCAAGUGCCAGGCUUUUGUUUAUGGCUUCAUGAUUUACUUAUCCAAUGGAGGCUUACCUUCUUUCAUAGAAGAGAUCAAGGUUUACAACAGUGAAAGGUUAAAAAAUCAUUAUGGAGCUGCGGUAGUAAUGGUAUCAAAUUUUGUUGCAUCAUUCCCAUUCUUGUUGGUGACAGCCAUCUCAACUGGAACAAUCAUCUACGAAAUGGUGAAAUUACAUCCUGGAUUUUCUCACUAUUCCUAUUUUGUGCUCAAUCUGUUUUGCUGCCUUUCUGUCAUAGAAACUCUGAUGAUGCUCGUUGCAUUUAUGGUUCCCAAUGUCCUCAUGGGAAUUGGGAUUGGCACUGCUCUAAUUGUGUUUAUGAUGAUGGCAUCUGAAAUCUUCAGACCUAUAUCUGAUCUUCCCAAGUUCUUCUGGCGCUAUCCAAUGUCUUAUAUCAGCUUUGCGUCGUGGGCAUUACAGGGCGUGUAUAAGAAUGACAUGAUUGGUAUAGAAUUCGAUCCAUUAGUGGCUGGAGAUCCAAAGCUGAAGGGUGAAAUACUUCUCCAAACAAUGUUUGGAAUGCCUUUGGAUCAUUCCAAAUGGUGGGAUUUGAUGGCUCUGGUGUGUUUGUUAAUAUUACAUAGACUAAUAUUUCUUUUGGUCCUCAAAUAUAAAGACACCAUAUCACUCCACUCUAAGAUAUAUGCCAACACAGUGUUCCACCAAAUUGCCAAGACAAGAUCACUAACUCAACAUUUUACUGUAUCCAACAGAAACCAAACUCUUUAUUCCUUGUCUUCUCAAUUGGAUCUUACAUCUCCAAUGCGACCCAGUUAGUCAUCUUUUUUGCUUUGAUGUAUUAGGUUAUAAUAAUUAAUCAACCUAGCUGAAAAUAAUAUAUACAUGUUUGUAAUAUUACAUGCAAAUAAUUCAAAAUCUUCUAAAGAAGAUUUGAAACAUAAUGCUAGACAUAGAUUUUCUCU
Messenger RNA from Humulus lupulus (European hop), 2315 nucleotides. Its product is annotated as ABC transporter G family member 15-like. Bases 76 to 2169 code for a protein of 697 amino acids. Gene Ontology annotation, cellular component: membrane. The transcript is spliced from 9 exons. The record is from RefSeq and is a predicted model, not a curated record. NCBI's taxonomy places the organism in Eukaryota, Viridiplantae, Streptophyta, Magnoliopsida, Rosales, Cannabaceae. Gene Ontology annotation, molecular function: ABC-type transporter activity; ATP binding; ATP hydrolysis activity.